Medioppia subpectinata is the source of this 801-nucleotide messenger RNA. The record is from the annotation of a GenBank genome assembly. Lineage: Eukaryota; Metazoa; Arthropoda; Arachnida; Sarcoptiformes; Oppiidae.
AGACAUAAACAGUCUAGAUUCACAUUAGAAAACAGUCUAGUUAGUUUGCACACACAACCAGAUUAAGCACGAUGUUUAGCGUAUGUAUAGCACCGGUACUGUUGGCCAUCGUGGGUAUAUGUGCGGCGGCCGACACACCCGUACAGCUAGACGUUUACUACGAGAGUCUAUGUCCCGACUGUAUGCAGUUUAUUAAGACUCAAUUAGUGCCUAACUAUAAAAAACUUGCAUCAAUCAUGAAUGUGAACAUGGUGCCAUACGGCUGGGCCAAAUCAACCAAGGUAGCCAAGCCAGAUGGCACCUUUGACCUGACGUUCACCUGUCAACACGGGCCACAGGAGUGCAUUGGCAACGAGAUACAUAACUGUGUUCUAGAGAGCGAGACUAUUGCCCGAUCGCUGGAACUGUUUGGCUGUAUGUAUGCGUCCAAAGACUACACUAAACCGGCCACCGCUGCCAAAGAGUGUACAGCAAAGUUGGGUUUCAACUACACUGCUAUCGACGAGUGCGCGUCCGGACCGUUGGGUCGGGGACUACACCUCAGGAGUGGUGAGCGCUUCCAGGCGUUGACAAACCCGAAACCCAAUUUCGUGGUGUGGGUUGUAGUGAAUGGUGUGCACACUCAGGCCAUUGCCACCCGGGCUGAGUCUGAUCUAGUCGGUCUUAUUUGCGAUACCUAUAAGGGUACUAAACCGGAUGUAUGCAAAAAGGUCGAAUAAAAUCUAUAUAAAUAUGCUAAAUAUAUCAUGUUUUAAACAUUUAUUAGAAAUUUCAUUUAAUAAAUACUAUAAUAUUUAGAAA